Messenger RNA from Morchella sextelata, 2268 nucleotides. RefSeq lists its product as uncharacterized. NCBI's taxonomy places the organism in Eukaryota, Fungi, Ascomycota, Pezizomycetes, Pezizales, Morchellaceae. The record is from RefSeq and is a predicted model, not a curated record. Gene Ontology annotation, molecular function: RNA binding; pseudouridine synthase activity. Bases 1 to 2268 code for a protein of 755 amino acids. Gene Ontology annotation, biological process: pseudouridine synthesis. Gene Ontology annotation, cellular component: nucleus. The transcript is spliced from 3 exons.
AUGUCAGACUCAACACCCCCACCACGUGCUAUAACGCCGCCGCCCGCAAAACGCCUCAAACUCGACCUUGACCCUGUCACCCCCGUCACUGUCGAUGUCGCCGUUGCUGCAACUACAGAAGCAGUUCCGCAGACAGAGACUAUUUCACAGGUUGAGCUGGAGCACGCAGUGGGCAUUACGGAGUAUAUUGAUGCGGAGAUCCGUGGGUGGAGUGGGAUAUUGAAACAGAGAUAUACAGAUUUCCUAGUCAAUGAAAUCGACGAAGAGGGCAAUGUGGUACAUUUAACAAAGCUCACGGUGGACGGACAGCCCGCAGGGAAUGAGAAGCCGAGACUCGCACCUGCAGCUCCGCCGGCGCCGCAUAUACCAGAGCCCACUUCUACUGCGGCCAUAGCCGCUGCUUCGAAGGCGGCGAAAGCGGCGGAGGCAGCGGCGUUCGAGCUCAGCGCCGACGACUUCACCGCGCUCUCAAGCCUCAUAACCCCCGAGAUCGCCUCCUCCUGCGUCACCCUCUACCGCGCCAUCCUGUCCGCCCCCACCCCCGUCGAGCUCCCAACCACGACCCUCACGACCCCCGCCAUCGCCGCCAAAGACGCGCGCUCGACCCUGCACGCCCUCGUCCGCCGCCUCUUCUCCUCCAAACUAGAGACAACAACUCUCACCGGCGACAACGAGAACCAAAUUACAAUCAAGCCGUCCACAGCCUCAUCCCGCAACCCGCGCCAGCAUCGCGGUAACCGUGGCGGCGCACGACAGAAGGCUCCUGCAACCAAGGCCGCGGACCGCGGCGGUGACUUUUGUCAUUUUCUGCUGUACAAGGAGAAUAAAGAUACCAUGCACGCCGUCAAGAUCGUGCAGAAGCUGCUUGGCCUGCGAAAUGGCGCACAGGGCCAGAUUGGGUUCGCGGGGACAAAGGAUAAGCGCGCAGUGACGGUGCAGCGGUGCUCCGUGUACCGUGUCGACGCUGCGCGGCUUGCCCGACUUAACAGGGAAGGGGCCGGAGCACUGCAUGCGGGGACGCGGGUGGGGAACUUUGAGUACAAGACGCAUGGGCUGGAGCUGGGUGAUCUGGGCGGGAACGAGUUUGUGAUUACACUGCGGGAGUGUGCUGUUGCUGCGGGGGAGACCCGGCCGCUGAAGGAGGUUGUGGAGGAGGUUGUGGACCGCGUGAGGAAGGGUGGGUUCGUCAACUAUUUUGGGCUGCAGCGGUUUGGGAGCUACAGCGUGGGGACGUGGGAGGUUGGCGUGAAAUUGCUGAGCGGCGACUGGCACGGCGCCGUCGGGCAGAUAUUGCACUACGAUGCCGCCCUGCUCCCCUCCCCCGACUCCCCCGAGUCCUCCUCCGAGAACACGAACAACAAUCGAGAUGACAUCUCCCGCGCCACCGCCAUCGCCGCUUUCAACUCCAAAGACUACGCCAAAGCCGCGAAUCUCAUCCCCUACAAGUACUCCGCCGAAAGCGCCAUCCUCCACUACUUUGCUGCCAAACCAGCGUCAACAGACUACUGCGCUGCCCUGGGCACGAUCCCGAGAGCGCUCAAGACAAUGUAUGUCCACGCCCUGCAGAGCUACGUGUGGAACCAUGUUGCGAGUGCCCGUGUACGAAUGGGGAUGCAGGUGCUGCCGGGGGACUUGGUGCUUAUUCCGCAGGACGGCGAUGCCCCCGCCCCAACCACUGAGGGCACCCCCGAUGAAAUGGAGGUGGACCAGAACGGCGAAGUCGUCGUCCACGCCCCCACCGCCACUGGCCGCAACGGCCGCCGCGCCGGGACAUUCCAGCGCGCCCGCGCCCUGUCCGCCACCGAAGCUUCCAGCGGCCAAUGGAGUAUCCGCGACAUAGUCCUGCCCACCCCUGGCUGGGACGUGCUAUAUCCGCAGAACGAAUUGUUGGAGGUGUACAAGAGCGUUAUGGCACCUCAUGGCUUGGAUCCAUUGCAGAUGAAGAGGGGGGUGAAGGAGUUUAGCUUGCCAGGGAGUUAUAGGUGUGUUGUUGCUAGCUUUUUAGGGGAUAGGUGUGAGGUAGAGGUGAAGGGGUGCAGAGGGCUAGAGCAGGUUGUGGCCACGGAUUUGGAGGUGUUGAUGGCGAAGGAGAAGGGGGAGCAAAAGGGAGAUACCACCGCCACCACUACUACCACAGCCGGAGACGGGGAAGAAAAAACAGCAGUCGUGCUAAAGCUCUGUUUAGGUACCAGUACUUAUGCGACAAUGGCGCUGCGCGAAUUUAUGCGUGAGGGCAUCAGAGCUUACAAGCCGGAAUUUGGCAGGUAG